Molecule: messenger RNA, 1267 nt
Organism: Acanthaster planci (crown-of-thorns starfish)
Lineage: Eukaryota; Metazoa; Echinodermata; Asteroidea; Valvatida; Acanthasteridae
Source: RefSeq, a predicted model, not a curated record
CAGUCAGUCCCAUUAAACCAAGGUNNCCCCCUGCAAAGUGAAAGAGUUGAACAAAAAUCCUCUGUGGAAUCUUUAUAUCCAGUCUGUUGAGCCAGCCUUUCGCCACCUGAACAAGAGCGCUGCAGACUACGCCCGCCUCCACAUCAGCCAAGCCCUCAAGAACCACAAGCCCGUCAAGCCCAACAUCUCCAAGACCAAACAGCAAGCCAUCAACAACCUACGAAGAGAUCACUCCAUCCACUUCCUCACUGCAGACAAGGGGAACACAACCGUCGUCAUGGACAAAGCUGACUAUGACCGUAAGGUGCAGGAUAUUCUUGAGUUGGGUGCCUACUGGCCCCUUCACAAGAACCCCAUACCUUCCAUCCAAAAGAGAUUCCAGGCUAAGCUCCUAGCCCUCCAACGGUCAGCAUCUCCAUGGCCCUAUACCGACAGCUUCAACCCUCCAGUACAAGAUGUCCAAGAUUCUUUGGCCAGCCCAAGAUACACAAGACCAGUAUCCCACUACGACCCAUUGUAGCUUCCCGAGGCGGCCCCACCUACAACACCGCCAGGCACCUCACCAAGAUCCUUCACCCUCUGGUCGGCAACACCCCAUAUCAUAUCAAGAACUCGGACCAGUUCGCCCAGUUCAUCAACGGGUUGUCUCUACACCCCACAGACAUAAUGGUCAGCUUCGAAGUGGUCUCUCUCUUCACUAAUGUACCCACAUCCGAAGCAUGCACCAUCGCCAAGGAUAGGUUACUUCAAGAUCCCUUACUCAGCGACCAGACCAACCUCACACCACAUCAAAUCCACGAUCUCCUGAUCAGCUGCAUAUCAUCUUCCUGCUUCCAGUGGAGAGACAAAUUCUUCGAGCAGUCUUCCGGAACCUCCAUGGGAUCGCCUCUAUCCCCGGUUCUGGCAGACCUGUUCAUGGAAGAAUUUGCGCAGACAGCCCUCUUCUCCGCAGACCUCAAGCCCAGUGUAUGGAUCCGGUAUGUGGAUGACACUUUUGUCGUCUAGCCACACAGCCCACAAGACCUCCAGCUGUUCCUUCAACACCUCAACAGCCAACACAACGACAUCCAAUUCACCAUGGAGAAGGAACAAGACGGACGCAUUGCAUUCUUGGAUGUCGAGGUUUCAAGACUACAAGAUGGCACCCUAUCCCACACAGUAUAUAGGAAGCCCACACACACUGACCGCUACCUGAACAACCGGUCAUUCCACCACCCCAGCAUCAAGGCCUCCGUCAACAGAACACUCGUACGUCGAGCAUACAACA